This is a messenger RNA of Gopherus evgoodei (Goodes thornscrub tortoise), 9122 nucleotides long. It is a transcript of the gene NDUFA8, whose product is annotated as NADH:ubiquinone oxidoreductase subunit A8. NCBI's taxonomy places the organism in Eukaryota, Metazoa, Chordata, Testudines, Testudinidae. Gene Ontology annotation, biological process: mitochondrial electron transport, NADH to ubiquinone. The record is from RefSeq and is a predicted model, not a curated record. Bases 85 to 603 code for a protein of 172 amino acids. The transcript is spliced from 5 exons.
GCGCGGGGCCUGCCUGUGUGCCGGGGCGGCCGGCGGGCGCGCGCCGAAGGGGAGUUCAAGGAGACGGGGGCGCGGGCUAGCGCCAUGCCGGGCUCGCUGGAGGUGCCCUCGCUGGAGGAGCUCGAUGUGCAGGAGGUGAGCGUCAGCACCUCGGUGCUGAAAGCUGCAGCCCAUCACUAUGGCUCGCAGUGUGACAAGCCCAACAAGGAGUUCAUGCUGUGCCGCUGGGAGGAGAAGGACCCCCGGAAAUGCUUAAAGGAAGGGAAGCAAGUCAAUCAAUGUGCACUAGAGUUUUUCAGGAAGAUUAAGGCACACUGUGCAGAACCUUUUACUGAAUACUGGACUUGUAUUGAUUAUACCAACCUUCAAGAGCUUCGUCGUUGCCGAAAACAGCAGCUGGCAUUUGAUAAUUGUGUGCUGGAGAACUUGGGCUGGGUGAGACCUGAUCUGGGAGAGCUGUCUAAGGUCACAAAAGUGCAGACAGACCGACCUAUCCCUGAGAAUGUCUAUCAUUCCAGACCAAGACCAGAGCCAAAUCCGCCCAUUGAAGGAGAUUUGAAGCCUGCUAAAUAUGGCAGCAGGCUUUUUUUCUGGAACUGGUAAAAUGGACCGACAACUCUGUAAAGAUCCAAGGGAAGAAGAAGGGAAAUGAAGUGACUAAAUCAACAGGAAUUCAGCAGAGCUUUCCUGGCCCGCCAUGAGGACAGAGGAGUGUCUAGGCUCGCCAGCCUUCGUAUACCGUGGGGCGUGAGCAGUGCCUCCUUAACUAUUCUGCUUUGAAAACGUGGUAGAAAAAGUAUUAGGGCAAAAUUUGAGCAUCAUCUUUUGGCCAACUAUAUUGUUGGCCAGUUUGGAGCUGACUUUCAAGAUGGCCCUAUUUUAAAACCGGCAGUUAGCAAGUUCGAUCAACUUCAGGUCCGUGGUUCAUCUCUUAAAUGAAAAGACUAAACCUUGUCCAUCUCCAUCCUCCAGUACUGUUGGUAUUCAGAAACUGUUGUGCAAGAAUUGUUCUGGUUAAAAAGGAUGAGGUCAGGUUAGGGUGUAGUCAAAGGGAAUAUAAUUACAAGAUCUGUUCCUUUUCAAUUUAAUAGUUUAGUGCAAAUGAUCCAUGCAUGCCAUUUUUGUGUGGCUUGCUUAAUGAAUUCAGCUCUUUUAUGGUGCAAAAGUUUUGAGCUGAAAGGAAAAAUAUAAUAAAUGGAAGUUGAUUUGGUAUUAUGAGCUGGAACUACAGCAUAACUUCUGCUACAUUUGAUUUGAAUAACUUUUGAAUGUUUAAAAUGUAUUCAGAUUCACUGAAAAUUCUUAAUUUGCACCUUAUCUUGGGAUAGAAGAGUGACUUACCUCCAAUGGAAUAUUUAAGAUGCUUCAUUUUCUUUCUGUUCUUAAAGUAUCUUCAUAAAUUCUUAUCCCAUAAUUUUUUUUGGUUGGCUCUGGUAUGCAGCUUGCUCUCUACCUUAAAAGGCAAGGCUUAACAAAGGGAGACACCUGUGUAUGAUGUAGUUUAUGAUAAGCUACCAAGUACCGCAUGACCGUACUUCACUGCCAAUUUGUGGGAGUCUGCAGAAUCUGAGGGGGAAUUUUAGUAAGGCAGCCUUUCCUAAUAGUAUUCCCUCAAUAAAACUCAGAAUUGCAGAUGAGCACAAUUUGUUUCCUGUAAUUAGGACACUGGGUCUUUUGAAACCCAGCUUGUUUUAUCAUGCUGUUUGGAAUUAGCUGAGGUAGUUGUGCCUGACCUUUGAGAGUUCCACUCUGGGCGUGGGAGAGUAGUGUAGUCUCUAUGCCGAUUUAAUCCUGAGCUUCCAGACUGCUUGUGCAAAGAGGGAUGUUAAUUGUUGCGGAGAUGCACAAUGUGGAUUCCUUGACACAAGGAGCUGGACUGAGACCAUUUACCCACUUCAGAUAAGUUGAUGAGUGGUAGCUACCUUUGGUCACUAUGCACACAGGCUGGAUGUGCAGCAGGAGCUAGAAAUGAAAGGCUCUGUUUCUUUUCCUUGGAACCCCCUGCCCCCUUCCACCACCUUGCAGGAUUAAUGUUCUGUUUGUAGCAGCAUCUGGUCAAUAAUUGCAUUGCUCUAGUCAAGCACAGGACCAUCUUGUAGCUGUAAUGUUUUCUUGGAAAAUGUAGAACAGGUGAAUAACAAGAUUGAGUUAAGACCAUAAAACCAUCUUCCAGGGACGUAUCCUGACAUUUCUUUGGCAGAUAGCAGACUUGUGCAGAUUCAGCGGAGUUCUGCUGCUGACAAUGUGAGAAGCCUUAUUUGUUAUAUAAUGUGGGCUGUAAGCUUUGCCAGGGAUCAUCAUCACAUGCAUGAAAUUAACAAUUAGUGUCAGAAAAUUGCAAGCCAGUGUCAUGGUUGCUUGCCAUACAAGAUGCUGGAUUAAGCAGAAGCUGCUGCACUCUUUCAGACCUUGGCAUAGGAGAAGUAAAAUUGUAGGGCAAUUUCUAGGAGAAGAGCACAGCAGUUAGAAAUAGUAUCCUCCUCAAGGCCUGCUGCUUUUAUACCUUCAAAAUGUCUGCAACUUGAUUUUCAUCAGUCUGAAGCAAUAGUGUUAAUAUGUCUCCUGAGACACUGGAAGAGGGGCUAGAAGGCAUUCGUUACAGACCAAGAGGAUGAGCAUCUGGACAUCAUUCAUUCCACUUAUAAAGGCAGUGGUUAGGAAGGAGGCAUGCUGCCUGUCUGAGCAAGUGCUGGAAAUAACAUAGUCUCCCUUAGCUGUGUCGAUGUCGUUAGCCAAGGCAGGAAUUAUCUGGAGUGGGAAGAAAUUCAUUCUCCAAUGAGAGAGAGGGAGAUAAGGGGGAUAGGUAGAGCAAGUCUGAAAUUUUGGAAAACCAUGAUUUGUCAAGACCAUCUCCUUUCAUACAUCUUCCUCUUCAGCCAACUGCAGUGUGGAUUAAGACAUGGCCACUGUUUGAGCUGCAGGGGCGUUGGUACGAGAGAGCAACUGUGCCCUAACCUGAAGCACAAUAUCACUAUUGCCCCAUCUCCAUGAGUGGAAUAUAAGUUACUUAUUGUGGUGGUUGCUGUUACCACUCCCCUCCUCCCCCACCUCACCCCCAGUAUAAUACGUUCUAUAGGAGCUGGCAGAUUAAGGUGAGGUGCAUUUUUACUAUUGUCUACAGGUGAAAGGCUCUGGCUCUGCAUCUUGGUUUAAAGGAAUAUUUAAUAAUUAUCAGCGUUUGCAGAGCUUUUAACCUUCAGAAUGCUUGCGCAACAUUAACUACAUCCUCCCAGCACCCCUGCGAGGCGGGGGAAAGGGGAAAGGAAGCACAGCACAGGAGGUAACUGAUUUGCACAAGGCCACAGAGGGAAUUGGGAAUCCAAAAUAGUUAGUCACAGCUUUUUUUAUCCUUUUAAAAACACUGUAAGCUCCUACAGUCUAGAAGCUGUUAAGGUUUUGGAAAUCAGAAUGCAGUAGCAGAUGAAGACUCCCUCUUGUGGCUGCUUUAAGCACCGCUAGGACACCUGAGUGAAGUUUUUCCAGGGUGGCAAUCCCAAGGCUAAAUAAUGUUACUGGUAAAGGGAAAUCAGACUCAGCACUUGUCUUCAUGACAAUUAUAACUCAGGUGUUGCCCCUACCUUGACUCCUGUCCACACACAAGAACCCUUUCAUCUCAAGUUGGUUAGCUUGUCAGGGAUGUAGGCUAGAGCUUGAGUUACCACAGUUUGCUGGCUGCUUACAUGACUACUCUGCGGUGUGGACACGGGUUGCCCCUCCAUGCCUUUCCAUACUACCCCUGUUUGCUGAGAAAAUGCAGACAAGUUCUCCCAGUUCCCUGGGAAAGAAUUCAUAGACCAGCUUAGUGCAGUGCAAAGAACCAUAGGCUGUUUUCCCCAGAAGUCAGUCCCACACAUGAGUGAAUUUGGCUCCAGUGGGCGGCUCUCUCAAACUAGGCCAACUGGAGUGUAGAUAGUGCCCUUGAGCUCUCCCCACAUGGCUAAUGGCUGCUCUGGCCUGCAUUAGGGCUGGAGCAGAGAAUCAGGGAAUGCACCCAGCUGACCCAGUGGAGGGUCUGGCCCUAAGAGGAAACCAGAGAGCAUUUAAUGAAAUAAAAGUGAGCAAGAGCCUCUGUCCCUUCUCCUUUUCCACUCCCCUAAGUAUCUCGUAAGUGUUGCUUGGAGCUGUACGUUUGAAAGAGCCUUUCACAUCUGUAGUUGUUCGCGGAACAUCCCCCAGCGAAGGGAUUCCAAAGCUGCAUGUUUGUGUGCUCUUGCCUCGGUUGGCCAACUGAAAUGAUUGAAGUUAAUUUUUCAUUCAUCCAGCCGCAGCAAUCUUCAACUGCCAUUCGCUGCGGCGGGGCUCAAGUUAAUUGCCUCCACAGACUCCUUGAGAGGCGGGAAAUGAGUACAGUGAGCAGCAAGGUCUUGCCUGGUGCUCUGCUAAGACCAUUUGGGGCCCAUUUCUGGCACUGUGAAUGACAAUACAGGAGAAAGGGAGAUUUAUAAAAGAGCUAAGGCUCCAACUCUCAUUGUUUCUGAGAUUUUGCUCCAGUGUGGAUCAAUCAGGGAUUUUAAAGCAUUGCCGCCCUUAAUUUUUGAAAGCAGAAUUUAUGGCUGCUCUGAUGGCCAUGAGGCUGAUUCAUCUAUUUAUCAGUAGUGUAGCUUUUUUCCUCCGUGCAGACAGGAGCUACCAUUUAACGGCCCCGUUGAGUCCUCCUUACUCACUCAGACAAAGCUCUGUCUGACCUCUGUCCUGCUGUCAGUAACUUCUGAUUUCUGGCUGUGCAGGGGACAGCAGGGUUUAGCCCAAGUUUUGUGUGUUUGAGGAUUGAAUAGAGCCUUACAUUGGUAUCAAAUCAGUUCUAAACACACACACGCUUUAGCCUCCUAAAGUGCGAGCACUCCCGCCAGAGCUCCUGGGGGACACAGCCAGGUGUGGCCCUACUUGGCUUUCGUUUUCAGGAAGCCACUGACAGGCAGGCCUGACCUUGGCAAUGUGCACGCAGCAGGGGACGGUGUCUGCCCCAAGGUGCAAUCUCAGGGCUCGUGGCAAGCCUGCGCUCCAGGCUAAACAGAGGAAGGUGAGGGUCAGCGGCGGUGAGCUCUGCCCAAGUCUCAGGAAGCACAUUUUGGCGAAGGAAAGGAAUACAAUGCAAGCAGGGAGGGAGGCUCAGCUCCGAUCCAGGUCCCUCUAAGUAGCACUUGGCUCCUGACAGCCAAGGAGCCGAUAUGAUCGUUUGCUGGGUUAUUCAUUGUCUCAGGCAUCCCUGGGUUUGCUUUCUACCUUCAGCUCAGCAUGUUGCAGAGCAGCAAACAGAGACGAGCAGGGGCAGUGUAGCUCAAUGGAUAGAGCUAAGAGACCUGACUUCCCUUUCCAGCCUCUGCCAGUGACUUGCUUUGUGGCACUGGGAGAGUCAUUGCCCUUCUGUGCCUCAGUUUCCCCCUUGUUAAAUAUUGUCAGUGCUACAUCCCCCACCCCAUACAGCCCUCCCAGAAUCCUAAUAUAGACAGAGGUGAGCCUUUGUAAUGUUUAUCUGUUUUGAUCUUAGAAACAACUGCACCCUGGAGGGGUCGAAGCCUGAGUCCUGGCCAUGCACUUACCCACAAUCCUAAAACAGUUUCAGCCUAACCUGUCCCAAGCAGAAGCACUUCUUGUUCUCCAUGCCCUGCCACCCUGAAUGGUAGGAGCUGUGUCCAGAGACGGUGCGAGUAGAGCGGGCCAAUGAGAAAUGACACAUGAUGAUCCCCUCCAUCUAUGACAGGGUCCCUCCAGCCAUGGCACUCCUUGAGCAAAUUUCCCAGCUGCCUCCACACAGCUCUGGCGAGCCCCAGGCAGACAGAGAGCCCAGGAAGGAAGGCAGCUAGAGAUCUUAAUGUCCGAGAGUAUGCGCAUGGGAAUAAAGGAUGGUGCUCUGGCCAGGAAGUGAGUAUGCGCAUGGGAAUAGAGGAUGGUGCUGUGGCCAGGAAGUGGUGUGGUUUGGGUCUCCAGAGAGUGCUACACUGAAGCCAUAAACCUAAAAUCACUGCUGUCUGUGUCUAGCCAGCAAAGGCAAUCCUGCAUUUGGAGCCGCUCGAUGAGUCUCAGCUCAUGCUGGAGACACUGUUUAGUAUGAGGUGCAGGGCACCAAAGGGCUAUGGAGUCAGUUAACAGAAGUGAAAGUCCCUAAAGGCCAAUGUACAGCCUGUGCGAAGUGCUUGGCUUGCAAACGGCUCUGCUCUCCUAUUAUCACUUGGACAGAGUCUUUGGUGCUGCUAGGAAUGAGUGAAACCAGUUGUGGGAUUUUUGUGAUCAAUCUAUGACAUAAUCUGAGUUUGGAACAAGGCAGCGUUGGCUUCUAAAUUCCAUCUGAGAAGCUUUGGAAGAUUUAAUACUCUAGCUAAUUAAUCAAAAUAAAAUGAUGAGAUGGUGAUGCAGUCUACAUGAUUAACAGUUAGUUAUUAAAUGGAGACUGAUGAUUCUCACAUACUUUCUGCUAUGAAAGAAACCAGACCAAUUCUAGCAAAGCCAGCAGUUUUCAUUUAGGAAGAGGGUUUGGUAAAGGGAUACUGGCAGUUUAAAAAUAAUAUUUUUAACAAAACAGUUAUUCCUCCUGGUGUUGUUAAUAAUACAUUAAACAGUUAAAAUGACAGGAUUUUAAAAAUACUCCCUUUUAAUCUUUUAUGCUGCAUGGUUACUUUUAAGCACUUCUGAUAGCUUGGGCAAUAAAAGUAGAAUUUCACUUUUGUUUAUAGUCAAUUUCACUUAGUGGUGCAAGUGUUAUUUAGCACAAUGCUGUAAUGUUUGGGUUGCACCUGUUGCCGAAGGAUAAUUUAAGUAUAAAAAAAUCAUGGAAGUGAUUUUGUGGAGACUAUUUCUACAAAUGCUACAUUUGAGUCUAAACUUCAUUGUUGCCUCUUUACCUACUGUUUGCUUUAUUUGUGUCAUGGCUUUAUUUGCUGUCCACUUUAGCAUUCUUUUAAUAUUUUCUACUUCUUUUAUUGGUGGUGGUAUUAUUGGUUUGUUUGUUGAAAGAUUGAUGUUGCAUGGAACAAUGAAUCCAUAUUUUCUCACUCAGUGUUCGUAUCCAUGCCUACCAUGUCAGUGUGUACCUGGCUACCUAUCCCUCACUCUGUUAUUAGCUCAGUUCCUCAGAUUGAUUUGCAAAAGUUGUAAAAUGACCAACAACAGAAAGAGUGUACAUAUCCUUUGUCAUGCAAGGUAAUCGCUAAUGCUGUACUGAACUGAUACUGUAGUUGCAGGACUGGGCGAGUGGUUGUGAGAUUACGGCGAGUGGGAGUCAGGAGACCUGGAGCUAUCUACAGUCAUUGUCUGACUUUAAGUGGGUCACUUAGGACAUGCCUGACUUACUUCAACCGCUCUCCAUUUUAGAGGGUACAGUAACAUUAAAUCCCUGUGUGCAGGUGCAGUCAGGUAAUUUACUAUCUGCUUGGUAGCUUUGGAAUCCACAAUUUGCAGGUUCAAAAUUGUACCCACCAAAAUGGAGACUGCUUCUCAAAAUCAGCCCCUUACUCUCUCCAGCCCUCAAUUUCUUAAUCUGUAAAACGGGGAUGAUGAUGCCAAGGGGUGCAGUGAGGUUAAAUGAUUUGUUUCCAAAGCACAUUGAUUUCCUUGGGUAGAAGGCUUUGUGGAUCUAUUCAGUGCCCCUGGAGUCAAUGUGCAUUGGGUCACGCACUAUAAAAGUGCCAAGUGUUGUUGUUACAGAAGUGUCAAAUACGGUCAGUUAUAUAUAAUGUAUGAAACUGUAAGAGGUGGAGAGGGAAAUUAAUAGGCAUAGGAAAGGAAGAAAAGAGGAUUGGGAGCCACAUUUCAAACAAGCUGGCAAGCUGAUGAAGGCUCUGAAUGUCUCUCUCUCUCUCUCAUGAGAGUCAGAAGCAGCAGUGUGCCUUGCUGUCUGCUCCAGAGCUCAGCCUUGGAGCAUCACCCAGCCCUGGCAGGGUAGCUUUCCACCAGGAUACGUGGAAAGGAAAUACCAAGACCCCUUGUGUGCUGGUGAAGCCCUGGUGAACUACUGGCUAAUGGGCUUUUUGGGCUCACCCCAUUUGCAAGUAGACUUUGAUGGAGGGAGGAGAUGUGUGUGGCUGGGUCAUUAUGUGGCAGGCAAACUAUUCUAGGAACAAAAAUGAAUCAAAGUGAUUCCCCCCCCCCCACUUCGCCUGCAAGAAAACCUUUUUCCAUUUACUAUAAAACGUGUUCCUUAAUAGUGCUGAAGUGUUCUAUGUAUUUUAAAUAAACAAGAGUGGAUUUGAGUCCAGGAGGACAUGAAAGAAUGCAGCGUUUGCUGGGGUACUGGCCCAGCACACAUGUCAGCAAUUUGUCUGCCUUGUAUAUUUUGGCUUUUAAAAAAGCAUUUAAAAGUAAACGAAUGAAGGAAAAUCUGGCAGCUGGAUUUCAAAGUAAAUUGCUUUCAGCUGAUAUACCCCAUUUUCAGCCUGCUUGGGUAGUAUCAAGCCGUAUCCAUCCAAGAAGGAGAGCAAAAAAUUGAAGACCAGAGAAGGGGCAAGAGGGGGAACAAAGGCUGGGAAGUUCUGUGGGUGUAAUUCUUCCAUUUCCUUCCUUUGUACCAAACACUCCCUGCCCGUCACAAAGCUGCUUAUGCUUGGGGGGGGGGGGGCAAGUUGUUGAUUGCUCCGCCUUUCUUUAGCCUCUUUUGUACAUGAUGCUCUCUUCCUCCUUUAGGAUUAGCUCCCUUCUCAGCCAUCAGGAAUGGAGAGGCAGGAUCUGUGGGUAAUUGUGGCUCUGGACCCAGUGUCACAAAGCUCCAGCCAUUCCUCUGAUUUAUCUUUACAGGGGCACAUGUCCCUACAAACUGUCCCCCUGCCUCUCAGGGUGCCACUCUGGUGACUGGCUCCACAGUUUAGCACCUUCUGUUUCCCGAGAUAGCAGGGAGACUGGUGUUUUGACUCUGAAUCGGUAAGCGGCAGAGAGGGCUUGACGUAGGACACUGUAUAAGGACAUUGGUAGAGGAUACUGCCUAAACUGCCUUUGUUGCUACUCUUCUGCUACCUACGAAGGGCCUGAUCCUGUGUUUGAAGUCAGUGGCGGUUUGGCGUGAGUAAGAACUAGAGGAGUUGGCCCAAAGAGAAGGUCUCCAGGAGAUUAGCUAACUGGGUAGUGGUAGUUAAUGUUCACAUGGCUGGGUUUGCUGGGGUAAAAUUCUAGCUCAACCUGUUUAAUCUCCGGGA